AUGUAUGUUUUCGAUAGGGUCAGUGCCGAUCAGAGCACACAAUUCUGGCGCUGUCAAUUCAGACGGGAGUGCAAGGUUCGUUUACGCCGAGAAGUAGCCACCGGUGAAGUUAUCGAGAUCUCCGGAUCACACAGUGAUCCCUCAGAUGCGGCUGCCGUGGAGGUUGCUCACAGACGCACCGAAAUGAAACGUCGGGCCGAGGAGACUCAAGAGACUCCAGCCCAACUCAUCGACCAUGUUCAGAGUGGGGCGUCUGCAGCCGUGCAGAUGGAGUUCCCGUCGCGCCUGUACGAGUCGGCACCAGGGCACUCAGAGUCGUUCCUGAUUGCGGAUUCCGGGUACGGCGAUGAAGAUCGCAUCCUAAUUUUCGGUCGUCAGUCCGUAGCUGAGUGGAUCGGUCUGGUAGAAAAAAUAUACGUCGACGGGACAUUCAGCUUGUCGCCUAAGCUCUUCCAGCAAGUAUUCGUUGUUCACGCAGAGCGGUCGGGCUUCGUCUUCCCCGUCUGCUACGCGCUCCUGCCGAAUAAGAGCCAGGCUUCAUACACGCGCAUGAUUCAACUACUUUGUACCGCUUGGCCCCACUUCAAGCCGACCAAAGUCUCUUUGGACUUCGAACUCGGCUUGAGCAACGCCUUCAGAACCACCUUCCCCGAUGCCGAGAUGAACGGUUGUUUGUUCCACUUGGUUAAGAACAUGAAGGGGAAGUUGAUGGAUCUCGGCCUCAUGAAACGCUAUAACCAAGACGCGGAGUUCGCUCUAUACGCCCGUAUGAUACCAGCCGUGGCAUUCGUUCCCCCGGAGCACGUUGACGUUGCCAUAAGUGAACUGGCACCGGAGUUACCCGAAGAACUCAUGCCAGUCCUCAAUUACUUCGAAGACAACUAUGCUCGGGACGUCGACUACGGACGUUUCGUGGCUGGUCAUCAACCGGACCCGAAACGGAGAAAGUAUAUCGCAGCUGACGAGCGCAUCCUGAAGGUUGUCAAUGAAUACAACAACCGAACGACGAUCGACUUCUUGCGGGGGGUAGCGAAAAAUUUUAGGAUGGAGGCGUCCAACGCGAUAGGGGCUGGGGCUGGGGCUUCGAUGCGCUAA
Messenger RNA from Galendromus occidentalis (western predatory mite), 1095 nucleotides. RefSeq lists its product as uncharacterized. The transcript is spliced from 3 exons. Lineage: Eukaryota; Metazoa; Arthropoda; Arachnida; Mesostigmata; Phytoseiidae. The record is from RefSeq and is a predicted model, not a curated record. The coding region runs from base 1 to 1095 and encodes 364 amino acids.